Molecule: messenger RNA, 2194 nt
Organism: Camelina sativa (false flax)
Lineage: Eukaryota; Viridiplantae; Streptophyta; Magnoliopsida; Brassicales; Brassicaceae
Source: RefSeq, a predicted model, not a curated record
AAUCUCACAAAACAAAACAACGAUGAUGGUCUCUUCUUCUCACGUCUCUCCUUUAGAGUCGACUCUCAAUCCAAUGGAGAACAGAAACCGCAUUGCUUCGUCGAAACUGAUUCGAGUCUCUCUACACGAAGUCGAGAACCAACUCGAACUAUCACUACGUCAAGCCUUUGAGUCUCUCGAGCCGAAACUACGGCCACCGUUCUCCUUAGAUAUCCCAGACCCACAAGAGUAUCUUGACCUCAAUAAAGCCAUCGUCUAUGGAGUUUUAUGCGAACCCGAUUCAUGUAAAACCCACAUCAAGCACUUACACGCUCUCGUCACUGAUGGGUAUGCGCUUUUCACUAGUUUGCUUGUUGGAAUCGUUGUUGAAUUGUACGUUAAGCUUGUUGAUUCCGCUAAGGUUCAGCUGGUUUGGGUAACGAAGGAGAUGAUUGAUGUUUCGAGUGUAGGGAUUGAGGAUUUGAUUGUGUCAUUGCUAAGGAGAAUCGGAACUGGGGAUUAUGGUGAUCAGAAUGUUUGGCUUUGUUCUGAAUUGGUGGGUUUGUUUCUUGAGAAAUGGGAUUGUUUGCUUGAUGAUUUGCCCUUGGUGUUGACUAGUGCUCUGUAUAGUUUUCUUCGUUUGUUAGCUGAUCAUUGUAGGGUUUUAGGCGUUGUGAAACUUGAUUAUGUGAAGAGGUUGGAGAUUAGAUUCUGUGUCAAAAUGUUUAGAGAGCAGCUGCAUUUGUGUUUGAAGAUUGGUAGGGAUCUUGUCCGGUUGUUGCAGGAUCUGUCUCAUGUCUCUGAGUUCAGGGAGAUAUGGAAUGAUUUGGUCACAAACAAAUGCUCUGAGAUAUAUCAGUCCAAGACUUCGAGUAGAUACUUCUUUCUUCGGAUCGCUCCUGAGAUGGAAACGCAGUUAAGGUUUUUGCUUGGAUAUGUGAAACUGGGAAGCCAUAAGCGGCAUCAGAUUUGGUUCUUGAAGAAGUUUCUUUUGGGUCCUGAGAAAGAAACGCUUUUGAUCGACAUAGUGCGGUUCAUUUGCUGUGUUAUUCACCCUACAAACGAAAUCAUUAGAUCAGAGAUUAUGCCAAGAUGGGCUAUCAUAGGUUGGCUUUUGGAACUGUGCAAGCAAAAUCAUCACAUCGAAAGAAGUGUUAAUCUGGCUCUCUUUUACGACUGGCUCUUUUUCGACGAAAGAAUUGAUAAUAUUAUGAAUGUUGAACCUGCUGCUCUCUUGAUGGUAUGGUCGAUACCGCAGUAUCCACACAUCACUCACUCGUUACUUGAGUUCUUACUUCAUCUUGUGGAAACUUAUGACAUAACCCGUCGGGAUAUGAUUGUUAGAGGUUUGACAUCAGCAUUCAGAGAGAUUGAGCGUAAAGGAGUUAUUCGAUCGCUGGAUAUAUUCCUAACAAAUCCUGCACUUGCGCCAGAUUUGAAGAAGAAGCUAGCAAAUCUGUUGUCAUGUCAUCAGGAGAAGGUUCCUGUGAAUCUCCAUCAACUUAGUGUUCCUUCUAAACAUACAUUUCUGUCUUCAGAAGCUAAUUUAAAGGAAUGCAGCACCAAAAUGGUUGAUACCCCUCAUCAGGGGUUGGACAAUUUGGUUGAAAAUGUAGCAAAACACUAGAUCCCAGGUUGAACAAUUUUCAAAAGAGUUUAUUAGACCUUCGUGGUGAACAUAACACUUUGUCUAUGUUGCAAAUCUUGCAUCAAACAACAGCCGCAAUCGGCUCUCAUUACUUAUGAUUCAAGACAGUCAGUACUUGAGGAGACAAACACUUGAACACCUUAAAGAGAACAAGAACAGAGGAACGGAGGUAGAAGAAGAAGAUGGUGAGACGCUAAGUUUAUAAGCAUUAAGUUGAUCCUAUCUCUAUAAUGCCAGAACCGAAUCUACAAGGUCAUGGAGAGCUCCACAAAGACGUUUAUCUGUUUUAACAAUUGUUCUAAAAACUCUUGGCUGAUAAUCAGUGUUUAAAGUCUUAAACCAUGAUCCGAAUUCACAGAUCAUAUUGUCACCAAAGUUAAUAAAUCUCUUCCCAAGUUGAUUUUUCUCUUCAUCGAUUGUAAUUUUCACCGGAAAAAAGUCUCAUCGUCCACGAUUGACAACGAGAGUGCAAGCCGGGGGUGAAGAGCAACAUAAGGAAACUGAACAUGACUGAAAACAUAAGCCGGGGGUGAAGAGCAUAAUCCUUAGUGGCAACAACCACAUAAU